UACGCCGGUAAUCUAAGUAUUAUUGUACGGUGAUGACGCGUCUCUCUUGUGCAGUGUAUCGUGUUCAUGUCCGUUUUGAAUACUGGUUGUUAUCAUGCCCCUUUUGUGCCUUGUUAACCUAUCAGGAUCCACUCACUAAUAUGAGCUUGCAUGCCAACAGCCAGGCGACCAUAUAUAAGCAUUACCGCAUGCACGUGUUUACCGCGUUUAAUUGCCAUUGCAAUGUUGCUGUAACUUGCAAAAUUUUUCUUAAUUUGUAAAUCAUGGACGUUCCUAAGUCAAAAACUGCCCUGCGUAAGUUGCAGUUUAAGCCUUUGAAAGACCUUUGUGAUCAUUUGAAUGUGCCGUACACUUUCGACGAUGACAAGAAGAAGCUCCUUCAGCUCCUGGAGGCUCACCUGUUCACCGACAACGAGCCGAUUGCCAGAGUGGUGGAUCUGUUAAAGCUGGACCAGACGUGCCUGGAGGAAAUGGAAUCGGAGGGCGUCACAACCAGAUCCAUUCUGCUGACCCUGGGAGAGUCGUCUCAGUUUCCAGACAACCUGAAGUUCCUUACCCGCAUCGGGGUGCGUUGCAUCGUGGAAAAGUUCAUUCGUGCCGGUUUAUCCUCCCAGAAGCCAUCGAACACCCUCUCCACUGGAUACAAAGAGUCUCGUCGUUCCGGGUCAUCAUCCCGCAGUAGCAGCCGACAGCGUGGCACGGGCAGAGGGCAAAGCGCGAAAGGUCACCGGCAGCCGGGCCCCGUUCCUGUGCCAGAGCGCCCCUUCCGCACUCCAACGCCUGGAGCAUUUACAACAACCUUCUAUCCUCGUGCGCCCACCGCGCCGGCCUUCCCGCCUCCCGCAUAUCCACCCAUUCACUACGCAGUGGAGCCGCAACAUUUUCCGCAUCAGUGGGGAUAUCCACCGCAUCACUAAAAGCCCAGGGACACUGGAAAAGCGACUGCUAUCAGCAGUAUGUGCGUCGGGACGUCGACUAUCGCCUGGAAUUCUGUCAAGCCAUGCGGGAAGCCCUUUGCUGAGCUGCUAUUCACCAUCCAGUUGCCCUUCUCUCUUCAUGUUGCCUUUUCCAGCUUCCGUUCUUUCUUGGGGGUUUUUGGAGGUUGUUCUGCCGUGUUGUUGUUCAGUUAGCGAUAAUAAAAUCACCCCCUUUGUAAAAUCGUAGCGUCUCACCAAAACAAUAAUGGGAUAGAUUACGCCGGUAAUCUAAGUAUUAUUGUACGGUGAUGACGCGUCUCUCUUGUGCAGUGUAUCGUGUUCAUGUCCGUUUUGAAUACUGGUUGUUAUCAUGCCCCUUUUGUGCCUUGUUAACCUAUCAGGAUCCACUCACUAAUAUGAGCUUGCAUGCCAACAGCCAGGCGACCAUAUAUAAGCAUUACCGCAUGCACGUGUUUACCGCGUUUAAUUGCCAUUGCAAUGUUGCUGUAACUUGCAAAAUUUUCUUUUUUCUCCUUCCUUGUUUAGAGGUUGUUCUGCCGUGUUGUUGUUCAGUUAGCGAUAAUAA
This is a messenger RNA of Paramacrobiotus metropolitanus, 1503 nucleotides long. RefSeq lists its product as uncharacterized. NCBI's taxonomy places the organism in Eukaryota, Metazoa, Tardigrada, Eutardigrada, Parachela, Macrobiotidae. The record is from RefSeq and is a predicted model, not a curated record. The coding region runs from base 264 to 917 and encodes 217 amino acids. The transcript is spliced from 2 exons.